Micropterus dolomieu (smallmouth bass) is the source of this 1067-nucleotide messenger RNA. RefSeq lists its product as uncharacterized. The record is from RefSeq and is a predicted model, not a curated record. The transcript is spliced from 8 exons. NCBI's taxonomy places the organism in Eukaryota, Metazoa, Chordata, Actinopteri, Centrarchiformes, Centrarchidae. Bases 337 to 993 code for a protein of 218 amino acids.
GCAGCUGGAAAACUUCCCCUCUCCUUCACUGUCAGAGUUGGAGAUGAAGUAACUUUGCCUUGUGAAAAUGUGAUAGACGGUCAGCAAAGAUGUGAAUAUACUACAUGGCUCUUCAGUGUUUCAGGAAACACAGCAGCAGUAGAGCUGGUUAAACAUGGACAGAUUGGUGAAAACACCAAAUCUAAAUCAGACAGACUGAGUGUUACAGAGAACUGUUCUCUGGUUAUAAAGAAGAUCACAGUCGAGAAUGUUGGUCGUUAUGACUGUCAGCAGUUCAUAACAAAGGGAGGACAACAACAUGGUGAAAACUCUCAGGUUCUACUCUCUGUUAUUAUCAUGACUGAACAUCAGGACGCUGAUAAGGUGACGUUAAACUGCUCUGUGUCGACAGAUGAACAGUGUAGACACACAGUGAAGUGGCUGUAUGAGGGUAAAGAUGUGGACAAAGAUAACCAAGAUCUGAAGACAUCACAGUAUUCCUGCAAUGCCUCUGUGAGCUUUCUGACUUCUCAUUACAUUUACACAUCGAGACAUAACCAAUUUUCAUGUGAAGUGACUGAUGGUGACAAUGUGCAAGUGUUUCCCUUCAGAUUUCUGCCUUCAGGUGAGAAACCAGAUUGGUGGUGGUUGUACAUCAUUGUGACUGUGGCUUUAGUUGCACUAUUAAUAAUUGUUGUAAAAGUCAUCAGAUGGAAGAGAGCUAAAGGGAACAAAGCAGGGAUGAAUGACAAUAUUUGGCUGACCUCAGACCCUGCAGUGACUGAGUCUGCUCCAGAAAACACGGUUAUUGGAUCUACCCAUUCACCUGUUCUCACCAAGGGGGCUGAUCCUGAAGAUGGUGUUACUUACGCCACUGUCAGCUUCACCGCAAAGACCAACAGUGAAGGCCGGGUUCAGAGUAAAAAUGAUGCUGAUGAAGGCGAUGCAGUGACCUACAUGACCAUGAAAGCUUCCUCUGCUGAUCCCAGCAACCUCUACGCUACAAUCAACUGACCAAACAAAUCAAAUUCAUGUCAUCAGAUCUUUGCUUAAAUCUGUUUAUGUGUAUUACAAUCAUUUUCAAGAUG